AUGGCCGAACCCAAGGCCUCAGAUGCCAUCACGCCGGUGGAUGUCUUUCCCGAAUAUGGUUACUCUUCAGCCGCUGGACCGGGCUCGGACUCAUCCACGACCAAGGUCAUUCAAAAUGCAAAGGCAGCCACGGAGAAGGAACGGUCUAUGACAUUGACACAGGGUAUCCGGUUGUACCCCAAAGCCGUUUUUUGGAGCGUGCUCAUCUCUACUUGCAUUGCCAUGGAGGGUUACGAUAUUAGUUUGGUCAACAACUUCUAUGCCUUCCCGCAGUUCAAUCGCAAAUAUGGUGAGAUGCUGGCCGAUGGCACAUAUCAAGUAUCCGCUGCGUGGCAAGCAGGUCUGAGCAACGGUGCCUACUGCGGCGAGAUCAUCGGUCUAUUCAUCAACGGCUGGGCUUCAGAACGAUUCGGUUACCGGUACACAAUUAUGUCCUGCCUUGUACUUGUUAGUGCCUGGACGGCAAUCUUCUUCACGGCCAAGAAUGUGCAUGCCCUGCUUGCAGCGGAGAUUCUCUGCGGUAUUCCCUGGGGUGUCUUUCAGACUUUGACGAUUACCUAUGCCUCGGAGGUGUGUCCUGUGGCGCUGCGAGGGUAUUUGACGACCUAUGUCAAUUUCUGCUGGGGCCUUGGCCAGCUUAUCGGCAUCGGUGUGAUUAAGGGCAUGUUGAACCGGGAGGACGAAUGGGCAUACCGGAUUCCAUACGGACUGCAGUGGAUGUGGCCGCUGCCGCUCUUCAUUGGUAUUUGGCUUGCGCCCGAAUCCCCAUGGUGGUUGGUUCGGAAAGGCCGCACUGAAGAUGCGAAACGGGCCCUUCUCCGUUUGACUACCAAAAGUCAGGGUCAGGAUGGGGAUUUCGAUCCGGAUGAGACUGUCGCUAUGAUGGUUCAUACUACCGCCCUGGAGGAAAAAAUCACCCAGGGUGCGAGCUACUUGGAUUGCUUCCGGGGCACUGAUCUCCGCCGCACAGAGAUUGUCUGUAUGGUCUGGGCCAUCCAAAAUCUCAGUGGAAACUCCUUCUCCAACUACUCGACCUACUUUCUAAAACAGGCCGGGUUAGACUCCUCUAACUCUUACAACUUUGCUAUGGGUCAAUACGGAAUCAAUAUGGUUGGCGUUUUUGGAUCAUGGUUCCUUAUGACACUCGGAAUCGGCCGGCGGACAUUAUGUCUGUACGGUCUCUGUGGUCUGUGCACCAUGCUAUUGGUCAUGGGCUUCCUUGGCCUUGUUCCCAAAGAACACAGAGACCAAGGCUCCCUGGCCACAGGUUCAAUGAUGUUGAUCUGGGCCCUAUUCUACCAGCUGACCGUUGGAACGGUCUGCUUCUCCCUUGUUGCCGAACUUUCCACCCGCCGACUUCAAAUCAAGACAGUCGUGCUGGGCCGCAACCUGUACAACAUUGUCGCUAUCGUCUGCGGCGUUCUGACCCCUUACAUGCUGAACCCCGGCGCCUGGAACUGGGGCAACUACGCCGGUUUCUUCUGGGGUGGCAUCUGCUUCCUGUGCAUCAUCUACACGUACUUCCGUGUUCCCGAGCCUCGUGGCCGCACGUUCGCCGAGCUUGACCUGCUCUUCGAGCGCGGUGUCAGCGCUCGCAAGUUUGCGACCACCCAAGUGGACGUGUUUGAUGAGACCAUUGAGAGUCAAGUCAUUGAUGAUUACCGGGCAAAUAAAAACACCCGAACCGAUGAAUGCGAAUUGGAGAAAAAUCACGGUUCGAUAUGA
Molecule: messenger RNA, 1725 nt
Organism: Penicillium psychrosexuale
Lineage: Eukaryota; Fungi; Ascomycota; Eurotiomycetes; Eurotiales; Aspergillaceae
Product: putative MFS alpha-glucoside transporter
Exons: 2
Coding region: 1-1725 (574 amino acids)
Biological process (GO): transmembrane transport; carbohydrate transport
Cellular component (GO): membrane
Molecular function (GO): carbohydrate:proton symporter activity
Source: RefSeq, a predicted model, not a curated record